AUGUUCGACCCGGAGGCUGCGGUUUGGUAUGAGAAACUACCAAGCAGUGGUCUAGGAGAUUUAUAUGCCAAGAACAUCUCUGCCCCUGGACUGUCAAUGCUGUUUCCCCAUGUCCACUGCACGGAAGACGGCCAGAUUUGCCAGGUGACCACGGGCGAGUCGGAGAUCAAUGCCGCGUCUACCAUCAUGGCAAUGGUCCUCUCGGACAAGUUUGACCUGAAGAAGACGUACUUCAUGAUCGGCGGCAUUGCAGGCGUGAGCCCUAAGUACGGCACGCUCGGCAGCGUCGCACUGGCCAGGUACGCCGUCCAGGUUGCGCUGCAGUACGAGUUUGACGCGCGAGAGAUGCCCGAGAAUUUCACGACAGGGUACUUGGCAUAUGGCACUUAUUACCCGACCGAGUACCCCACAACCAUCUACGGCACCGAAGUGUUCGAGGUCAACGAGGCGCUGCGGGAGAUCGCAUACGGCUACGCUGUCAAAGCCACCUUGUCCGACAACGACGAGGCAGCGGUGUACAGGGCCAAGUACGCCCCCGUGAGCAUGUACUCGGCAGCCACUACCGCUCCAUCCGUCAUCAAGUGCGACUCGGCCACAAGCGACGUUUACUACUCCGGUACUUUGCUCAGCGAGGCGUUUGAGAACACAACUACCAUUUGGACAAACGGCACUGGCGAGUACUGCAUGACCGCACAGGAGGACAAUGCCACGCUCGAGGUCAUGGUUCGCAUGGCAAUUGAGGGUCUCGUCGACUUCUCCCGUAUCAUCGUUAUGAGAACCGGUUCGGAUUUUGACCGCCCACCCCCGGGCGUUUCUGCCUUUGACCAUCUGCGCUUGUCCGACCAGAACGGCUUCGGCAUUGCAAUCGAUAACAUCUACAAUGCCGGUGUUGAAAUUAUCAAGGGCAUUCUCAAGAACUGGGACUGCACCUUCAAGAAGGGUAUCAAGCCGACCAACUACAUUGGCGACAUCUUCGGCAGCUUAGGCGGCGAGCCCGACUUCGGCCCCGGCAGUCUGACGGACGGUGCCGGAGUCUUGCCCGGGGGCCAGACCGGCGACCUAGCGAAGAGGAGCAUCCCAAUGAGAGGCCGAGUAAAGAGGCGUGCGUAUGUGCCCGCGGCACUCUGA
Messenger RNA from Phaeoacremonium minimum UCRPA7, 1128 nucleotides. Its product is annotated as putative purine nucleoside protein. NCBI's taxonomy places the organism in Eukaryota, Fungi, Ascomycota, Sordariomycetes, Togniniales, Togniniaceae. Gene Ontology annotation, biological process: transmembrane transport. The coding region runs from base 1 to 1128 and encodes 375 amino acids. Gene Ontology annotation, cellular component: endoplasmic reticulum. The transcript has 3 exons. The record is from RefSeq and is a predicted model, not a curated record.